AUGUGUUCUGACGCAAUAUCAUGUUCACCUACUCAUUACUACUCUGAUGAAGAGCCAAAUGAGGUCGCUCGUUUGCAAACAGAAGUGAGUUAUUAUCAUCUUGGAAAACUUAUUGAGGAUGAACUUUGCCGGUCGCCCUUAGAUCCAUCUCUCACAAUCGAUUACUCCAAUUCUUCCCACGAUUUGUCUCCUGCAUUAUAUCCUAAUAAUGACUUACACGAGCGUGAUGAAGUCGAUUUUCAAGAUCAGUUUCCGGAACCUCUUCCUCUCCAUUUACAGAAUUCAUCUUAUAGUCAAUUUCAUUAUUCAGAACAUGCCAAUGGAUACGGUAUAGAAAACCCUAACUAUCAUAAACAACUAGGUAGUCAACACUUUCAAGAUAUUAAUGGAUCUGUAUGUGGUUCAUAUACCGCCCUCUGUGAUGGUUUGACCUCCCCUCGAAAUCGCCUCUCAACGCUUUCAAAACACACUACAUUCAGUACCCCCAAUCUAUCCAGUCGCAUUGUUGAAGGUAUAAGCAAUGAGCUUGAUCCAAGUUAUGAUCGUGAAUCGACUAUUUCACCAGCCUACGACGGUUCCAAACUCAUCGGCCAUUUGUUCAUUCCACAGCCGGAUGACUCUGCUUCUCCUGUUCGUCUUAGUCCGAUUCCUAUCACUACCUCUAAAGCACGUAAAAAUGAGCCAAUAUCGAAUCCACUAGAAGAGAACGUGGAUACAUUGGAUAGGAAUCGAGAAUACCUCAUUUUCGAGGCACGCGGACGUCAGCUACAAGAGGCGCAGCAAGAAAUAUCUCUACUCAAGGAAGAACUCGCCCAAUCGGAGAGAUUGAACAAUCAUAAAGAUAUUCUGGCUAAAGCACAAAUUGAGAGUUUAAAUCGACAGUUAGAGGAAAUUAAAAAGGCAAACAUCGAUUCGGAGAAGAGGAAUAAAGAGCUUUCGGAGGAAGUUUCGGUUCUCAAUAACCAACUCAGUGCUCUGAAGAAGCUCAAAGAAGAUUCCGAUAAUAAAUUAGCAGAUUUGGAGGCGAAAAAUGCUUCACUUUCUUCUGAACUCAUUCAGCUCUCCAAUGGAUUUAGCUUGAAUUUGGCUAAACAGCGGGAAAAUAAUCUUACUGAAUGCCUCAAUCGUCGUCAUGCUAUGGCCGAGGAGGUGCUGCAAGAGAACUUGGAGAUAUCCCAACGCAAAAUUGCCAAUAAAGAGAAUGAAUUGAUGUCUCUUCGUAAGGAUCUUGAAUCCGAGCGUUUGCGGUGUAGUGAAAUGACAGCAAAACACAAUGAACUUGUUGAUAGUCUUCAAAAUAAACUGAAAGCUUCGCAGGAGAGAUGCUCGGAAUUAUCCUCUUCAUCUCUCUGUAUUGAAGUUGGGGAACUUAGAGAACGCAUAAAGGAAGUUCUAACUUCAAAAAAGAUCACCGAUGACAUUAAUGAAAUAUUGCAAGAAGAAUUGAGAGACGUUCGAGAACAGCUUGCUAUAUAUGAACAAAGUUUGGACAUAUUCUCCGUGGUAGAGGAACGGGAAUUAACACCUAGACAUCAGUUGCCUCUCUUUCAUGAUACUAAGGGUGGUCAAAUUUCCACAAUUCUUUCGAAAACAUCGCCAAUUAGAAAUAGAAGGAGAAGUUGUCAGUCAGUGACUUUCGCCGGAUGUCAAAAUGACUCAGAUGGAAAAGAGGAUGUGUUAACGCUGAAGAGACCAUCUUCAGCUGCUGAUGUACCUCUUUCUUCAACAUGGAAUCAGGAAAUUGGAGAUAGAGCGUCAGCAAGUACACCACACAGAAUAUUCACCGCCUCAACCGACCAGACGAAGGUUUCACUACCUCCGCAGAUCAAUGAAUCAAUUGGCGCUUUGAAAACAGAAUUGAAGAAUACUCUUGUGAAAUACAAAGCUAAGCGGGAGCAGACAACGAGUCUGUAUGAGAAGCUGUUCUCCGCGCGCUGUGAUCUUCACAAAGCUGUGGCUGAACGAGAUAGGGCUGAGUCGGCCCGUGCCGAUUUACAGGUACGUCAAAGAUUAAAUAUCACUUCUUUUUCCCACCAACUUAUGAAUUUCUUAACCUUGCGUUUCCUCUUAAAUUCUAAACCCCGAUUUGUGCCGAAAUCCCUUGUUUUCAGUUAG
Messenger RNA from Rodentolepis nana, 2115 nucleotides. The record is from the annotation of a GenBank genome assembly. Lineage: Eukaryota; Metazoa; Platyhelminthes; Cestoda; Cyclophyllidea; Hymenolepididae.